Molecule: messenger RNA, 2244 nt
Organism: Podarcis muralis (Common wall lizard)
Lineage: Eukaryota; Metazoa; Chordata; Lepidosauria; Squamata; Lacertidae
Source: RefSeq, a predicted model, not a curated record
AUGGCCAAGACUUGGGCAAUUUUGCUGCUACCUGCUCUCUUCUACCAAGCCUUUUCCUUGCAAUGCAACACGUGUCACGGUGAGUACGAUUGCUUAGGAGAGAACGUGACGUGCGAAGAUCCUUCAGCCAGCUGCUCAACAUCUGUCCGAAAGGCUUAUGUCGGCUUCCUGGAAUUCCAGUCGGUGAGGAAAGGCUGUGCCCCCCAGCUGUUUCCCCACGAAUCCAUCUCCCUCAACUCUCACCUCAUGUCUCUUUCGUACCAGGCACGCUACUGUGCUGAGGAUGGCUGUAACAAUGAGACCUACUUUGUCUCCCAUCCUGCACCUGUCAAUCACAUGCGCUGCCACAGCUGUGCCACCCAAGGAGCCUGGUGCCCCGAAGCUUCUCGCACCCAGAUCAGCUGUGCUGGGGAUCAGGACCAGUGUUUGGAUCUUGCCGUCACCGGAAAACUGGGUCCGUAUGACAACAUGAAGAUGAAGGGCUGCACCAACCUCCCACGGUGCCAGGAGACCUUGAGCUUCCACUCUGCAGACCGUACCAUCCAUGCCAGCUGCUGCUCAACAGCCCUCUGCAAUACCUUCAACCCAGAUCUUCAUGUCCAAAGCCAGGCAACGAACGGGCUAGAAUGCUAUAGCUGUGUGGAUGACAAUGGCUCUGGGUCUGGGUGCUCCAAAAAAUCAAUCUCCAAGGUGCAAUGCACAGGCAUCCACAACAUGUGCUUGGAGGGGAUUGGCAACAGCCGUAAAGCUGGUAGGGAUUUGGGCCUAGUGACCUUCAAAGGCUGCGCCUCCCCAGCCAUGUGCCAGAGCUCUCUCCUGGCUUUGGUACAAGAGUUGGACAACGCCGACGUCAUGUGUUGCCAAGGCAACCUCUGCAAUGACCGCAUCGUGGAUGGCGUGGUGACGCAGCGCAUAGUCCCUGCGGACAGCGCUGACACCACGACGGUGGCAGAGUGCGCCACCCCCACGCCAUCUGGCACUGCACCAAAUCCUGACUGCAUCUACGAUGAUGAGGAUGAAGACAGCGCCGUGGUUGCCCAUGUCCCCGCUGGUGCAGACCUGUCUCCCGGGAGCCACGUCGAUAAUGAAAUGGCCCACAAGGUCAAUGAGAAGGAAGGGAGUGAGUCUUUGGUCAAUGAAGGCGACCGUAACCACUCAACAACUGCAGGCGAACACGUCGUCAAUGAGAAUAUUGUUGGCGAUCACACAGAGGGCCACACCGUCUCCCCCGCAGGCAACACAGACUCUGAGGACAUGGCAGUGGGCAGUUCCUCAGCUGCCACAAACUUGGACGAGAGCAACGCCGGCACCAACGCCACCUCUUCUGGCAAUCAUGGCAGUGUUGUUGUGCUGGUGCCCGUCGUAGUCCCCAAGAAGAAUGCCACUUCUGCCACUGCUACCACCACCUCCUCUUCCUCCUCAGAAACAAGCGGCGGCAACAUGGUUGUGGUGGCUUCCAGCGAUGACGAAGAAUGUGAGGCAGAAGAAGAGGCCGUCAGCACCGGGCAGCAGUUCAUGGCUGGUAAGGAGGCAAACCGUGAAGAUUCGGCCGCCACCCAUCCUUCAGGUGUGUUCUACGAAAGUGAAACCCGGCCACAUGGGUCUGCUCACUCUCCUGCUACCGGUACCACAGGAAACACCAAUGUGGACCACACUGGCCACGCUACUACUAGCAGUGAAACCUUUGCUGUCGGUGGCAAUCACGGAGAUGCCAGUGGCGAGCACGUCACCGUUGACGGUAGUACUCCCCAGCCAGGCCAUGCCACCAGUGGCUCCACCACAGGAGGAAAGGUGGAGGCAGGUGCCCCUGUUGUGAUCACCGCCAACGCACCAGCCGCCACCAGCAGUCCUGACGGAGCAGUCCUCGUUUCUGGAGCAGCAGCUGGCACUCCACGUCCCAAGAAGAAGAUCCCAUGCAAGCGGCCCGGGCCCCAAAGCCGACCCGGCGUGAACCUGGCAUCUGCACCUGGAGCUGAGAGCCGAGGUGUGGAAGACACUGCCACCAAGAACCCUGAACCCUCGGUGUUCAGUGAUGCUAAGCAGCCGGAGCUCAAUGCAGGGGGGAAAGGCAGCCUUGACAAUGGGGCUUUGGGCCUUGUCUCCAACUUGGGCCUCUUCUGUUUCACUCUCCUGUUGGCUGCCCUGUUGCAUUGAACCCACAGAGGCUGGGAUUGGGGUUAGGUCUGUUGAUUUGUUUUAGACAAUGCUUUUUUUCUGAAAAAAAAUAUUUCGAGGUACUCUCAU